AUGGAUGAAAAAAGAAGAACAUGCGAGGAAAUUGGAAAGGAACUUCAUGCAGCACUUUGUGAAUUAGACGGUGAUAAUUUCAAGAGGUUAAGCACACAAUUGAGAGUCUUGCCACGGAUCACUAGGUGGCCUGAUGUAGAACUAUGCUUCCGUGUUCCCGCGAUAACUGGUGUUAUCCCAUUGACCGCUGACAUCGACUUAGAUGCGUUACUCGGUCAUAUCCCAAGUCCACCGAAUAGUGCUCAGGUUGAAACGGUGAACGUCAGAAUCGACAUUGAUGAAGACGAAGUUGGACCGGUGGUUCAGAGCAGUGAACAAGCAUCCACAUUGGGUACCGAGGAGACGACUUUCCGUACUGCGUCCAGUGUGGAACCCCCUAUCGGACUUGGAUCGACGGAUUAUGAGGAUCUGCUUCUCGUAGAGGACAAUUGGGGUCAGUAUUGUGUGGAUUAUUGA
This is a messenger RNA of Echinostoma caproni, 456 nucleotides long. The record is from the annotation of a GenBank genome assembly. NCBI's taxonomy places the organism in Eukaryota, Metazoa, Platyhelminthes, Trematoda, Plagiorchiida, Echinostomatidae.